Messenger RNA from Didymodactylos carnosus, 429 nucleotides. NCBI's taxonomy places the organism in Eukaryota, Metazoa, Rotifera, Eurotatoria, Philodinida, Philodinidae. The record is from the annotation of a GenBank genome assembly.
AUGUUCGCACUUCGACAAAUUGUACAGGAUCCAACUACAGUCUCUGAAGUAAUCAGUGCUGUUAAAGACCUAGCUCCAAAUGUUCUUGGUGUAACUGCUACAAGAAUCGCUGCAUGUAAACUCUCAGCACAAUUCAAAACGUGGUUGGAAAAUAACAAGAAGGAAGUUGAUGAAAACGAAAAAGAUUCGAAUGGCGAGCCAACACCAGGGGACCGCGUGGCGUCAAGUUUACCAAAGGUUACCAAGCUCAAUCUGACAGUAGAACUUGAACAAGUUAUUGUUGGUGAUGUAUAUAUGUGCUUUUUCCCCGGUAUAUGUUCUUUACGAAUUGCUAAUAUUGUACCGUCAAUCAGUUCAUCGCCUGGUAGAAAAAACUGCCCGGCAUGGCUUAAAAUCGACUAUGCUGCAAUUGUUGAUGUCCCGUGGUAG